AUGGCAAAAAAAUGGGGCAAAGGGGGACAAAACGUUGGCACGCUGGACCAUUGUGGGAUGAGGAUGUGCGCAGUCUCGGAAGAGCAGCAGGGGAUGCCCGCGCUGCCGCUAGAGGUGAAGACGGAGAUUGUGCGACAUUUGAGUCAGCAUGACCUGGUCGGGCUGGCUAGCGUGUCACGGGCGUUCCAUGGCACCGCACUCGCUGCCAUAUAUCGCGAAGUGGUUGUGGAGGUGGGGGAACGGGGGCCCGUGGAACGAAGCGCUGUUGGGCGUGGGACCGUCAUUCGGUCUGCAGCCUCUUGGCGGCGUUUCGUUGGGGUGGUGCGGGAAAGGCGCACGCGCGGCGAGCUCGUGCGCGCAGUGCGCAUCCUGUGUCUCCCGGUAGGGGUAAAACGCUGCGAGUCCCAUUACUUCGUGCAGGAGGUGCUGCCGCUGCUGACACAAUUACGGGAGUUUCGGUACCACAUCAGGGCAGACUGGAUCCCGGAUGAUGUGUAUGCUCAUCUGCCCCAGCAGAUAGCGCUUAUAGACAUGCCGCUGAAACCGAUAGUCGCGGCACGAAAACAGAAAUUCCUCAUACAGGAGCUGCUGUGCAAGACGUAUGUGUGCAAAGGUGCACUGCACCAGUAUCUGAGGGACAUAAGCGCCUGUUCGUGGGAAUUGCGGCAGAACCUUACCAAGUUGCAGCUGCACCGUGAUGGCAUGUCGCACUCUUUUACGCCGCGGGCUGUGAACGUCGGUCAGUCGUUGGUUGUCACACAAUAUAUGAUAGACAAUAACUUGCCUCAGCCGGAUGGCGCCAUAAGGGACUUUGCAGUCAUCUAUGGCGACCUAGAUACGAACUUCUGGGACUUCUUGAAGGAUAUCGGUCCCUUGGAGAACUUACGAGAGUUAGACAUCUCAGGUGCAGACUUCAGGCCCUCUGACGCAGUGACGGUCCGAAACAACAUAGCUCUGCGCCACGUGGAAACGCUCUCCUUCACUAAUGUCAAUGAGAUCCAGGUAUUACCGGAAAUCUCAUACGAAGUUAGCGACAUGCGAUGGCUUUUGGAUACGCACUUCCGUCAGGGCUUCCUCCCGUCUAUUGCCAGAGAAUUCAGGAAUCUGCGCAGACUGCGACUAGACUACAAGGAAGCUGUGCGAGAUAGCACACCCGAAUUUCUGAAAGAGCUUGCUGGCGCAGGUGUCCGGUUAGUUGAGAUCGACCUCAUGAUCCGUUGGGACAAGAGUCGGGCGCUGACGGAGACAUGGGAGUCUACCACAGAACGCUACGUCCAGGGCAUCACGGCACACCGUGCAACCCUGAAUAAGCUAUCACUGCUGGCGAAAGAGGAGUUAAACUAUUUCGAAUUGCACAAAAAUAUCCCCGCGGCAUCUCUCUCAAAACUGGCGCGCUGUGAAAAUAUUCAGUCCCUGCGCAUAUAUGGGGACUCUCUGCAGAACUGUGGCGGGGAUUUACUCGAAGCUUUUCCCCGUCUCAAAUACCUCGACCUGUGCGGCAGAGAGGCCGCAGGCCCUCCGCAUUUGGGCCUAUAUCCCGCGCGCGAAGCGAAGCUCGACAACUGGUAUCGUACGAUUCAUAUACCCGUCCGGCUUGCGGAAAGAAUUACCCCGCUGCGUUUUGUCAGGAUUAACACGUGCCUGUUUGAGUGCCCCGCCGACGGGCCCGUAUCACCAUGCCCUCAAGGUUUCGACCGCUGGUUCGAGCGCCGGACCCGCGUCUCCAUGGCAGAUGAUUAG
Molecule: messenger RNA, 1740 nt
Organism: Eremothecium gossypii ATCC 10895
Lineage: Eukaryota; Fungi; Ascomycota; Saccharomycetes; Saccharomycetales; Saccharomycetaceae
Product: ACR067Cp
Exons: 1
Coding region: 1-1740 (579 amino acids)
Molecular function (GO): protein binding
Source: RefSeq, marked provisional